Cooperia oncophora is the source of this 372-nucleotide messenger RNA. The record is from the annotation of a GenBank genome assembly. NCBI's taxonomy places the organism in Eukaryota, Metazoa, Nematoda, Chromadorea, Rhabditida, Trichostrongylidae.
AUGCUCAGUAUCAUUCCAGUUAUUCAGAAGGAACUAGCUACCGUAACACCACACGAAAAGUUUCGUUUAUGGAUGACAACCGAGGAGGAGAACAAGUUCCCAGCAAUAAUGUUGCAGCGCAGUCUGAAAGUCACCUUUGAACCACCUCCAGGAAUUCGGAACAAUCUACUUCGAACGUAUUCGCAAAUCGACGACGUGAGACGGUCAAUCAUCACCAAUCAGGCCAUAUUUGUUUUGGCUUGGUUGCAUGCGUUGCUCCAGGAAAGGCGAACAUUUAUUCACAGAGCAUGGACGAAAUUCUACGAGUUCAGCAGUGCUGAUGUACGUGGUGGCGCGUAUUCUUGUGGAAAGCCUCAUCAAAGAAUCAAGUGA